Molecule: messenger RNA, 431 nt
Organism: Amphimedon queenslandica
Lineage: Eukaryota; Metazoa; Porifera; Demospongiae; Haplosclerida; Niphatidae
Product: trafficking protein particle complex subunit 1-like
Exons: 1
Coding region: 3-431 (142 amino acids)
Biological process (GO): endoplasmic reticulum to Golgi vesicle-mediated transport
Cellular component (GO): TRAPP complex
Source: RefSeq, a predicted model, not a curated record
AAAUGGUCGCCUACAACUUGUACAUUUUUGAUAGAAACUGCUCCUGCCUCUUCUACAGGCAGUGGGCUAAAGUGAAGGAGUGCGGGAUAUCACCAGAAGAGGAAAGGAAGCUACUCUACGGCAUGGUCUAUUCCUUAAAAUCCCUCCUCUCCCGCCUUUCCCCCGUCAGUACUAGAGAUGGUUUCAUUGGUUAUUCCACUGAUAAGUACAAGCUCCAUAUUUACGAGACCCCGACGGGUACUAAGUUUAUUCUUAAUACUGACCACAAGGCAGGGGACCUGCAGGAGAUGCUGCAGCACAUUUAUACUAAGAUAUAUGUUGAGUACGUGAUUAAGAAUCCUCAUUAUAAGUUGGGGACGACCAUUGAUUCUCAACUGUUUGUGAAGGAACUGGACAAUUACAUACAAUCCAAACCUUUUUUUACUAAAUGA